Aspergillus nidulans FGSC A4 is the source of this 3441-nucleotide messenger RNA. RefSeq lists its product as uncharacterized. The coding region runs from base 1 to 3441 and encodes 1146 amino acids. NCBI's taxonomy places the organism in Eukaryota, Fungi, Ascomycota, Eurotiomycetes, Eurotiales, Aspergillaceae. Gene Ontology annotation, molecular function: oxidoreductase activity, acting on CH-OH group of donors; flavin adenine dinucleotide binding. The record is from RefSeq and is a predicted model, not a curated record. The transcript has 9 exons.
AUGGAGUAUCGACCAGACAACUAUCCAACCCUCAGUCACUCCCCUUAUCAGAUGAAACCUGAGUACGAUGUUGUCGUUGUGGGAUCAGGGUACGGUGCUGGUGUUGCAGCAAGCCGAAUGGCUAGGGCUGGAAAGAGCGUCGCAGUCCUGGAGCUGGGCGCAGAAUGGAGAGGGCUUGGCGGAGGCUCACUGCUUAACGCUGGUGUGUUCCUUGAAGCAACGCCUGAGACAAUGCGGUUGAGUGCAUGGCCGGCGGAGAUCAGGGACAAUUCGGAUGCCCUCGCGGAGUACUACGCCCGCGCCGCGGCGAUGCUACAACCCUCCACAUUCCCUACAAACCUGCCAACACCCAGGAAGAUGGCGCACCUCGAGGAGACAGCCAAGAAACUAGAUUGGAGAUUCUCGCGUGUCCCUCUAACUACGUUCUUCGAACCUGGCCGCAACAGCACUGGCGUGUCCAUGUGUGCAAAUCAGGGGUCAGGCCACGAAUCGACGGGGUUAAAUGACGGGUCGAAGAACUCUAUCCCAGUCACUUAUUUGGUUGAUGCCUGGGCCUGGGGUGCUGAGAUCUUCUGCGGUUGUGAAGUCCGGUAUGUCGAGAGAGAUGGAGACUCGUAUCUUGUACAUUUUGCCUGGCAUCAGAAAGGCAGGCGGAGCUUCGCAGAGGACGGUAUGGCGCAGCUGUUCUGGGUCAGAGCGAAGGAGUUCUGUUUCCUCGGUGCAGGAGCGCUUGGGACAACAGAGAUUCUCCUCCGCUCAAAGAAGCACGGCCUAUCGUGUUCACCGCUAGUGGGAAGGAACAUGUCUGGAAACGGUAACCUCUUAGUCUUUGGGUACAACGGUAGCAAAGAGAUCAACGGGGUUGCAGGUAGUACCAAGCCUGGCCCAACCAUCACUAGCAUGAUCGAUUGCUACCAAAAGACCCCGAACGGCGUCUGCGGCUCUGAGAACAAUAACAAAGUCGGUGCAUUUGUCAUCGAGGACGGGUGCGUUCCUGAGCCUUUCGCGCCUGUGAUCGAAUGGAUGUUCAUCAUGCAGACAAUAAAUAUAAAGCACUUCUUCUCUUCGUUUUUCGGCUGCCCACUUAGGCAAACCAAAAGAACACUCGCAGCAAUUAUGUCCAUCGUCCGGGGCCCAUAUAUCCCCGGUGGCGCGAUUCAGCGCACAGCAACAUACCUGGCCAUGUCCCACGACAACAACGAGGUUACACUAACGCUGGAAAAUGACAAUCCGCAACUCCAAGGUGUUGGAGAAGGGCGUGGUGCAAACAUUCAUUCUAUUAAAGAUGCCUUGCGCCGCGUGCUUGGGGUCGAUGGGGCGAGUAUGGGAUAUUCUUAUUUCUAUGGCUUCCAUCAAGAAGAAGUCUCCGUUCACCCCCUCGGCGGCGCGAAUAUGAGUCGUGAUGGAACGGGUCGUGAGGGUGUGACGAAUCACCUAGGGCAGGUGUUUACAGGGCAAGGGACAGAUGUUCACACAGGAUUAAUUUGGUUGAGCAUUAAUCCUCUUGCGACAAUUACGGCGCUUGCAGAGAGGUCUGUGGCGCUGGUAGCAGGGCAGAGGCACAUAAAGAUCGAUUUAGACACGGAAAAUGGCGACAUUGAUACCUAUAGUCAGCCUAGGGGUCCGCAUUAUAAUAACAGCCACGCUGAACCGAACAGGGACUAUGUCUCAACCGGAUGGCACUUUACCGAAUCCCUCGAAGGGCACGUUGCCGUCCCAUCAUCGUGUGUGUCUUAUGCGGCUGCCGAGCUUGAAGGGAAGGGCUGCUCAUCGACAAUGGGCAUUCUUCUCACAGUGGAAAUCUAUCGCAGAGUUGAAGGGGGUACUGGACCAAGAUACAAGGGCCUCUGCACCGGAACAGUUUCAUGCCGUUCCUUAUCACGCAGGACAAUGUGCGUUAUGCGUGGAGAUCUUGAUUUCUUCGUUGCAGGCAAUGAGAGUGCCUCAACAACCUUGACAUAUACACUCCCACUUUGCACCGUCGAGGGCAGGAGAUUGACCUUGAUCGGCGUCAAGGCUAUAGGCCAAUCUGCUGCAUUUUCCAUACCUAGAUUAUGGGAAGCCACAACAACCGUCAAGCUUCAUAUACUGGACUUCAACAACAAUAGUCUUGGGGCCGGUGUCGUGCGUAUUCCGUUACUAUCAUUCUGGCGGCAAAUGCGAACAUUUCAUACGAUAGGGCCAAGACUUAGUUCACUCCCGGUACUGCUUAUAUUCUUGCUGUAUUUCAUCAUCCAGCUCAGCUUGGUCUUCUUCUAUCCACUCAUACCUUUUUGCGGCAUUCUCUCUCCAACCAGAGCCCACAGUCAAGCGAUCUCAGCUAAACAACAACCAUCAGAAAUACUCGAAAUCCUUACCUCUGACAGUGCCAAGAUCAGGCUUGACGUGUAUGACCCUAUUCAGCCCCUGGGUACGGAGUCAAGAGCUGGCAAGCAGUCACAGCCACCAAUCCUCUUUCUCCCAGGCAUUACAGGCCUAAACACCUCGCACUCUAUCUUCGCCCUGCCAUUUCAACGCUGCAACAUGGUCAAAUACUUUUCAUCCCGCGGACAUCGUUGCUACGUUCUUACCCCGCGGUGGAGCCAUGAUGGGCAAACCGCAAAAGAUGGCACCGUUUUCGAUAGCCGCCUCGACAUUGCCGCCGCAAUACACCAUAUUUCCAGCACCAGUCCCACGUGCGACAGUUCGAGCCCGAAACCAUAUAUUAUAGCACACUGUCAGGGCUCGGUGGCGCUCGCCAUGGCCCUUCUAACAGGCAUCGUCAAGCCGGAGCAACUCCUCGGCAUAACCGCGAAUUCCGUGUUCAUGAACCAAGUCUUCGGGUAUUGGAACUCCAUCAAAGCUUCAUCCACCUUGCUGAUCCGGGCCUAUGAGUUUUUGGACGGGCCAUAUUUCCCGAUUUCCUUCUUAGAGAGAAGGAAAGAUUUACUUCAAUACAUUCUCGACUUUCUCCUUUCACUAUACCCCGUGGCCCGACGCGACAGGUGCACUUCGCCAUCCUGCCAUAGGACAAGCUUCGCAUUCGGACUUCUCUGGAACCACGAGAAUCUCGAUCAAGAAAUCCAUGGUAAUAUUGAGACAUUCUUCGCAGGGACAUUUACCAGAAGUCUCGAGCAUAUUACGCGCAUGGGCUGUGCGGGUUCUUGUUUAAACAAUAAUCUCGAGCCGCUCUUAACACAAAAGAAUUUGCAGAAUGUACGCGGAGUCCCGAUUCUCUUCAUGUCUGGUUCUGAGAAUCAGGUGUUUAACCCCGAAUCUACGCUAAGGGACUAUGAGCUUCUGAGAAGGACCUUUGGGGAGCACAUGUAUCGCCGGUUCCUGGUGGAGAGAUAUGGGCAUCUGGAUACCAUUGUUGGAAGUCAGGCCGACAAAGAUGUGUAUUGGAAAGUAGAAGGGCAUAUAAACUGGUGCUUGCGGAAUAAAACAACGGGAGCUGAGUAG